AGCCUCGGGCUCAAGCUGGCGGCCCCGUGGGCCCGCGGCAGCUGCCUUCGCGCCCUCAUCUGGCGACGCGGGUCCUCGCCCGCACCGUCUGCAGGGCCGCGCAGCUUCCGAGCCGGUGCCGGUGGCUCCACACAUCUUCUCCAGCCAUGACCAUUGGCAUUGAGAUCAUCAGGGAAAGCCCCGACAAGGUGAAGCAGUCCGAAGCCCGCCGCUUCCGCGGUCCAGAGACCGUUGACAAGGUGAUCGCAAUUGACGAGGAGUGGAGAAAGGCGCAGUACAACACGGAGCAGAAGCGCAAGGAGGUCGGCCAGGUCCAGGCCGUGAUCACCCAGAGAAAGAAGGACUCGAAGGGUUCGGACAAGUGCGAGGACAAGCUGGAGGAGAAGAUGACGCUGGAGGCCGAGGUCUUGAAGCUCGAGAAGGUGUCCGACGAGCUCCUCGAAAAGCGGGACGCGGAGAUUAAGAAGAUCGGCAACCUCGUGGGCGACGAGGUGCCCGUGUCCCAGGACGAGGAGAAGGACAACAAGGUCACCGCCAAGUGGGGCGAGCCGCGGGACUUCGGUGAGUUCAAGUAUCAGACAAACGGGUUCCGGCCGCACUUUGAGUUGCUGGAGAUGAUUGGUGCCGUGGAGUUCGCUGCGGGCAACGAUGUUGCCGGAAACCGCGGCUACUUCCUCACUGGCCCGGGGGUGUUGUUGAACCAGGCGCUGAUCAACUACGGCAUCGCGUUCCUGCAUAAGCGGGGCUACACCCCCGUCCAGCCGCCAUUCUUCAUGAAGAAGGACCUCAUGGCAAAGACCGCCGAGCUCGACGACUACGACGACGUGCUGUACAAGGUUGUCGAGGACAAGGACAAGCCUGAGCUGGACAAGUACCUCAUCGCGACGUCGGAGCAGCCCAUCUCUGCUUUCCACAGGGCGCAGAGCUUGGACAAGGCCAAGUUUCCGAUCCGCUAUGUGGGCAUCUCCUCCUGCUUCCGGCGGGAGGCCGGCAGCAGCGGCCGCGACAUCCGCGGCAUCUUCCGGGUGCACCAGUUCGAGAAGAUUGAGCAGUUCGUGCUCACGGAGCCGGAGAAGUCCUGGGACGAACACAAAGACAUGAUCAAGGCUUCCGAGGAGUUUUACCAGAGCCUUGAGAUCCCCUAUCAUGUAGUUGCCAUCGUGUCCGGUGAGCUCAACAACGCCGCUGCCAUGAAGUACGACCUUGAGGGCUGGUUCCCCUGCGACAACGAGGGCAAGGGCAAGUACCGCGAGCUGGUGUCCUGCUCGAACUGCACCGACUACCAGGCGCGCGCCAUGGGGACCAAGUACGGCGUCAACAAGGGCGACCCGUUCUGCCACAUGCUCAACAGCACGCUGUGCGCCACGGAGCGCGCCAUGUGCUGCCUCGUCGAGAACUACCAGACUCCGGAGGGCGUGAAAGUGCCGGCCGCACUGCAGCCGUUCACGCUCGGCAUCGAUUUCUUCCCUUUCGUGAAGACCGUCAAGGAAGAGAAGCCGGCGAAGAAGAAGUAGCUGUUUCGGUACGGGCGCUAAUGCUCGCUUAUCAAUCGUCUGCCGGUUCCAUUUUAUAAGCCCUCCCUCCCUCCUCGUCUGCUCGCUCCCCUUCUCCACCCCUCCCCCACUUGUUCCUGGACUGGGCUCGAUGCCGCGCCCAUCGCCAGGGGGAGGCCUCGGUGUCGCUGACCUUCAGGGAACCAAAUUUUUGAUGCUAUAGUAGGUUUGCCUUUGCGUGUGGUUACAGUGCCAUGUGCAAGCCGCGCCGCGUGGUAAAAAGACCGCCGCGAGUCCCCCCAGGCACUCAUCACUGCCCUGGCCUCCCCCCGAUCCGAGGCCGAGGUCGACCGGAGCCGCCUCUCGAGUCUUUGGCGCGCGAUCCUGUGCAGGGUGCGCCCGAACGGCCUAGCAGCAUGGAACGUCCCGUGACCACGGGGCCCGUGCUGGCGCGCAGUGUGGAGCGCGGCCGCAUG
This is a messenger RNA of Prorocentrum cordatum, 1969 nucleotides long. The record is from the annotation of a GenBank genome assembly. NCBI's taxonomy places the organism in Eukaryota, Dinophyceae, Prorocentrales, Prorocentraceae.